Messenger RNA from Symbiodinium sp. CCMP2592, 870 nucleotides. Lineage: Eukaryota; Dinophyceae; Suessiales; Symbiodiniaceae. The record is from the annotation of a GenBank genome assembly.
AUGGCUGCCGAUGAGAGACUGCACCCCGCAGAUGAGUGGUCGUCGGCAUUCUCGACCGGCAUCCGUUUGCUGCUUGAGCAAGCGACAGAGGCGGGCGGCCAAGACGGCCACGACUGGGAUGGCGUAUCACUGGUUUCAUGGACCGAAUCAUGCAGAGGUAUCAACACGCACCGCACUGAGUUCAUUACCUGGGUCAAGGAAGGAUUCACAGGUCGCAUUGCGCCAGUGGAUGAUGCGACGAAUAUGAUCAAGGCUGUUGUUCCUGUAGGCAAGAACAAGACUCCGAUUGACCUACGUGCAAGGAACAUGGUCAUUGUCUGGCGAAAAACAGGCGCAAGGCAUGUAAAGGCCGCAUGGAAGCGGAAUCAGGGACAAAGCACUGUCCCGAGCCAGCUGUUGCGACUCAAGGAGAUGUGGACUCUGGCACAUGCUGACACAGCAGUCGACACAUCGGGCGAAGCAUCUUUCGCAAACAAAUGCUUUGUCUGCAACAGGUUCCGUCCUCUUCAGCUCCCUUGCCUGCCGGCGAGCCGCUGUUGCAUAUGUUUGCUGGAUGCACACGUGUCAUGCUCACGCGAUGUCUCGACUGUGGUUCGGCAGAUGAUGUCCCCGGUGCACCGUGAGGCAUCGGAUCCUCCAGACCCGGCCAGGACACCUACAUGCAGGCUCACUAUUGACGGCAUCGACAUCGAAAUCAACGUCCCACCCACAGUACCCACGGGAUUUGACCUUCCCACUGCAUUCCGAGACGGGACUCCAGAGGGGGGGAGGCAGGACCCGUGUGUGCACGAGUUAGUUGCCACGUUGGUGCCAUUGAGAAUGGGUCGACAACGGGUCGUAUUGUUGCUGAGCAUGAGAUUCGCGGUGUAA